AUGGGCUUGCGAUUCUCGUGGACCGUGGCGCGGGGCGACGGCGACGGCGACAGCGACCGCCGCCCAGGGGACGCGUCGCGCGACGCCUCGCUCGCUGCGCGCGCCGGCCGGGCGGCACCCACUUCGCGGCGGCAGCUGCUGCUCGGCCGGGUGUUCCAGCAUCUCGACCUUAUGGAGUGCCUCGAGCUUCUUCUGGCCUUCCAAGAGGGCCUGACGAUGGGACUGUGCUUCUGCGCCGCCGCGUGCUUGGCCGACAACAUUUGGAGCUUCCUGGUCUGCUGCUCGUACUCCGUGUCUGCCCGUAGCAUCCUCUGCCUGGCAGACUGCGGCAGGCCGUGCCAGGAGGCCGGCUGCCCGGCGCCGAGCCGGAUCCCAGACUUGCCAGAGAAGUACCGCGAGGUGAUCCCCGGCCUCAAGUUUGGGCCGAGGCCGCGACCGUUCGGGCUGCUGCUCAUGCCCUUCAUACUGUACGUGUACUUUGAGGCCGAUCGCAGGAAGGCCGCGUUCAGGAAUCUCGAUACCGACCGCGACAAGCGCGUGACGCUCUCCGAAUUCCAGGCCAGCGGUGGCACGGGCCAGCGCUUCACGGCGCUGGACGGCGACCGCGACGGGGCUCUGAGCGAGAAGGAGUACUUCACCGCCCUCUUCCAGCCCGACGCCUGA
This is a messenger RNA of Prorocentrum cordatum, 663 nucleotides long. Lineage: Eukaryota; Dinophyceae; Prorocentrales; Prorocentraceae. The record is from the annotation of a GenBank genome assembly.